Molecule: messenger RNA, 699 nt
Organism: Penicillium arizonense
Lineage: Eukaryota; Fungi; Ascomycota; Eurotiomycetes; Eurotiales; Aspergillaceae
Exons: 3
Coding region: 1-699 (232 amino acids)
Source: RefSeq, a predicted model, not a curated record
AUGGGCUCAGUCACCUACCACAAUGGCAUAUCUAUCCUGGAAUUGAUCGCCUACCUUCCAUCUUUCUUUGUGGCCAAUUCCCUAGUCUACCGCCAUGGUCCCCUCGACUGGUCUCUAUACAACAGCUGCAAUUUGCAGUUCUAUAGGAUUGUCCCCACUCCUGAUGGCAUGCUCAGGUCUACUUUCAAGGGCAAGCCUUUUCUCACAGGCAACAGAAAUGAAUCUAUGUCUCGUCCUCUUAUUCACAUGUUUGCUUUUACCUUCUUCCGAGCUGUCACCAUUGGGGCUUUGCUCUUUACUGUCUCCGGACUAACAUGGAAUAUGACACUGGACGUGCUGAAGCAUCCGAAUGUAGUGGUCAAGGUCGGCAUGAUUUUAUACCUUGUCAGCUGGUUUAUCAUGUGCAUGUUCCUUGGUAUUCUUUUCCUAUACCACUCUUCAAUUAAAAAUGGCGAGAACCUUACUUUGGUAGCUGUGGCCAUUUCGGCUCCGUUUAUACUUGUGCGCAUCAUUUACGCUAUACUGCUGUUCUUUCUUGCCAACUCCACCUUUAACAUGACCGACGGUAGCAAUACCGUUCAGCUGGUCAUGUCUGUGUUUGAUGAGCUCAUUGUUGUUUUUGUUUGCUUGGCUGUCGGCUUUACUUUGAGGGUUCGGGAAAAGCACUGGGAGCCUGUUCCAGGUCUUGAGGUUGCAUGA